This is a messenger RNA of Exophiala bonariae, 1596 nucleotides long. RefSeq lists its product as uncharacterized. The record is from RefSeq and is a predicted model, not a curated record. The coding region runs from base 1 to 1596 and encodes 531 amino acids. The transcript has a single exon. NCBI's taxonomy places the organism in Eukaryota, Fungi, Ascomycota, Eurotiomycetes, Chaetothyriales, Herpotrichiellaceae.
AUGACGCUACCAACUUCAUGCCAGAUUCUAGUGGUUGGCAGUGGUAAUGCAGGCUAUUGUGCAGCAGUCGCGGCAAAACAAGCCGGAGCAAAAAGCGUUGUUUUGAUCGACAAAUGCCCCGAAUCAUGGGCCGGUGGUAACUCAUAUUUUACAGCAGGAGCAUAUCGAACGGUACACCAUGGCAAAGCAGAUCUGUUAUCUAUGGUCAACAACAUUGACAAGGCCAAGGCCGAAAAGAUCGACAUUGAGCCUUACACAGUGAACGAUUUUGCUGCGGACAUGAAAAGAGUCUGCGCUUCUCGCUCAGAUCCGGUACUGUCUGAUAUCCUGGUGCGGGAUUCUCAUUCAGCAAUGAAAUGGUUACACAAGAAUGGCAUUCGAUUCCAACUUUCUCUGAAUCGCCAAGCCUAUGAAGUGGAUGGACGACUUAAGUUCUGGGGUGGGCUUGCUCUGAAAACUCAGGAUGGUGGAAAGGGUAUGAUUGAAGACCACCAGGCGAUCGCAAAACGUCAUGGUGUCGCGACAUACUUUUCUACUCCAUUGUUGAGACUUGUGAAGGAUGUCAAGACUGGGGCGGUUACAGGGGCUGUGGUUCAAUUUGGGGGGAAAGAACGCACCAUUGAGACUGGUGCUAUUAUCCUCGCUGCUGGGGGUUUUGAGGCCAACCCACGUAUGCGCUCUCAAUAUCUAGGUCCCAACUGGGAUCUCGCCAAGGUUCGUGGAACACCCUACAAUGAUGGGAUGGCACUAGAGAUUGCCAUGCGUGAUGCCGAAGCGAAACAAGGAGGAAACUGGUCUGGGUGCCACUCGGUCGCGUGGGAUGCAGAUGCAGCAGCGGAUACUGGCGACCGAGAAAUCUCCAAUGAAUUCACCAAGUCUGGCUAUCCAUUAGGUCUCAUGUUCAAUGCAGCUGGGUCUCGGUUCGUCGACGAGGGUAUUGAUCUUCGAAAUUAUACCUACGCCAAAUUUGGUCGCGCCAUCUUAGGGCAGCCCAGUCAGAUCGCUUUUCAGGUCUGGGAUCAGAGAACAAUCGGCAUGCUUCGGGAAGAGGAAUAUCGCGAAGAACGUGUCCAUCGAUAUGUGGCAGAUACCAUUCCAGAAUUGGCCAAGAAGCUUGCUGGGGUGGGACUCCAGGGUCAGGAAGCCUUUAUCAGCAAUCUUGAGGAGUAUAACCGUGCAGUCUAUGCCUUUCAACGACUGAAUCCCAAUAAAAAAUGGGAUCCAUCUAUUCUUGACGGAAUGUCGACUCAAUCAGAGGACGCCAGAUUGGCAUUGGGCAAAACGAACUGGGCACUUCCUUUGGACCAAGGCCCAUUCAUGGCAGUCCGAGUCACUUGUGGAGUCACGUUCACGUUCGGAGGACUAUCGGUCAACCCACAAACGGCGGCAGUCAUCUCAGGAGCGACACACCAAGACAUUCCAGGAUUGUAUACUUGUGGUGAGAUGUUGGGAGGCCUAUUCUACGAGAAUUAUCCUGGAGGAAGCGGUUUGACUUCUGGUGCUGUUUUUGGGCGAAGAGCUGGCACAGAAGCCGCAAGAGUGACCACGUCGAAAUCGGUUGGGUCAAACCUCGUGGAGGCAAGAGCCAGGCUAUAG